GAGGGAGCUGGAGCGCCUGGUCAGCUCGGGGUUCCCCUUCUCCGAGGCGGAGGCCGCGCGCAACGCGGAGCGCCUCGGCCGGCGGGCCGCGGGGGCGGCCGGCGGCGGGGCGGGCUGGCGAAGGGAGCCGAAGCCUCAGCUGGGCUCGCUCUCGCGGCUGGACGAGCUCGCCACCAGGUACCGGGCCUCGCCCACGAUGCGCGCGUGGCAGAAGGGCUUCGGCUGCGCGGGCGGCGACACCGGGGAGGAGGGCAACUUCUUCUCCCGGGUGUACGCCCGCCUCUUCGACCACCGCGUCGAGGCGUCCAGCUCUCCGCCCGGGCCCUCGCGGUUUGCUCCCGUGCGGGUCCUGGAGGUCGGCGUCUGCGACGGCUCCGCCGUGGCCAUGUGGUCGGAGUACUUCGAGCACCCCGACAGCCGCAUCGUGGCCAUGGAUGUCAGCUUCCUGCUCUUCGGGGGCAAUCGCCCAUACCUCGUGCAGCGAGGCUUCGACCUCUCGAGGCUCUCCGCCAUCAUCGAGGCCAACGCUUCUGACCCUGCGGGCGGCGCCCUGCUGACCGCGAACUGGAGCAUGGGCGACAGAGCACGGCGAAUGGCCACGGCCAAAGCCCUUCGCUUGCACGGGCCAUUCGAUUUUAUCAGGGACGACGCCUCCCACACCCCCUCCGACAUGAUUGCUACGUUCCAGUGGCUCUUUCUCGCAGCGCUGCGUCCUGGCGGCGUGUACGCGGUUGAGGACGUGGGGACGUACUCCUUGGGUUCCAGGGGGUCGCUGGACGAGUCGGGUGAGUUCUCGUACUUCUUUCGCCUGGCGAGGGACUCCCUGAAUUUCCGCUACGACGCUGUCACCGAUCGGUGGAUGGCCACUUCGUGGAUCCAGUCCCUUCGCGCGAGCCCCCUGGAGGCCUGGGUGGACAGCGUGGAGUUCUCGCGGGGCCUGAUCGUGGUGAGGAAGCGCGGGGAGCACAGCUCGCCGGGCUGAGGAGCGCCGCCCCGUCGGAGGAGCAGAGCCCGACCGACCUCCAGAAGAAGAAGAGGAAGGAGAAGACGAAGAAGAAGAAGAAGAAGCGCCUCGCCCGCGGGCUCGUCGCGGGGUCCACCGCGCUCCGCGCCGCUCGCGCUCCACGGUCCUGGCCGCGGAGCUGUCUUUCUUCGGGGGGGGGGGGCUGCAUCCGCGCCCGCGGCGGCCGCCGAUGGGAGCUCCUGGCGCUGCCGCGGCGGGCCGCGUCGCCGCGCUGCUCCGGGAGCUCGUCGCGGGCGGGGCGCCGCUGCCCACCGCCAUAUGCUGCCAGGUCGAGCGCGG
Messenger RNA from Prorocentrum cordatum, 1303 nucleotides. Lineage: Eukaryota; Dinophyceae; Prorocentrales; Prorocentraceae. The record is from the annotation of a GenBank genome assembly.